AUUCCACUUCCUCUUUCCUGUCCCUGCCGUCGCCAUGAAGGUCGAGUUGUGCAGUUUCAGCGGAUACAAAAUAUAUCCCGGUCACGGCCGGCGAUAUGCCCGUAUUGACGGGAAGGUGUUCCAGUUCCUGAACGCCAAGUGUGAAUCUGCUUUCUUGACCAAGAGAAACCCCAGGCAGAUUAACUGGACAGUCCUGUACAGGCGCAAACACAAGAAGGGCCAGUCUGAAGAGGUGACGAAAAAGCGCACCCGUCGUGCUGUCAAGUUCCAGAGGGCCAUCACCGGGGCUUCUCUAGCUGAGAUCCUGGCCAAGAGGAACCAGAAGCCUGAGGUGCGCAAAGCCCAGAGGGAGCAGGCUAUCAGGGCUGCCAAGGAGGCUAAGAAGGCAAAGCAGGCAACCAAGAAACCCACAACUCAGAGCACCAAGGCCCCUACCAAGGCUGGACCCAAACAGAAGAUCGCCAAGCCCAUGAAGAUCAGCGCUCCUCGUGUGGGUGGCAAGCGCUAAAUUUGUUUGGUUUUGUGUAAUAAAAUUCUCACAAUACCAUC
This is a messenger RNA of Trichomycterus rosablanca, 549 nucleotides long. It is a transcript of the gene rpl24, whose product is annotated as ribosomal protein L24. Gene Ontology annotation, biological process: cytoplasmic translation. Gene Ontology annotation, molecular function: mRNA binding; structural constituent of ribosome. The record is from RefSeq and is a predicted model, not a curated record. Gene Ontology annotation, cellular component: cytosolic large ribosomal subunit. The transcript has 6 exons. NCBI's taxonomy places the organism in Eukaryota, Metazoa, Chordata, Actinopteri, Siluriformes, Trichomycteridae. The coding region runs from base 35 to 508 and encodes 157 amino acids.